Molecule: messenger RNA, 816 nt
Organism: Aspergillus wentii DTO 134E9
Lineage: Eukaryota; Fungi; Ascomycota; Eurotiomycetes; Eurotiales; Aspergillaceae
Product: isocitrate lyase/PEP mutase family protein
Exons: 1
Coding region: 1-816 (271 amino acids)
Molecular function (GO): catalytic activity
Source: RefSeq, a predicted model, not a curated record
AUGUCAGCUGCACAGAAUGCUCUCGCUCUUUAUUUCCGCAAUCUGCACAUUCCUGGUCAACCCCUCGUCCUCACCAACGUGUACGAUGCAGCCACGGCGUCCCUGAUCGCGAGUCAUCCCUCGACAAAAGCCAUCGCCACUGCUAGCUACGCUAUCGCCGCUUCUCAAGGCGUAAAUGAUAGCAAUUUAACACGGUCACAGAAUCUGGCUACGGUUCGCUCGAUUGCAGCUGCCUUGAAGCCAUCCGACACACAGGAUUCUCUGCCCAGCUUUCCUUUGACGGUUGAUGUCCAGGAUGGCUACGAUGACAUUGCUGAGACCAUCAAACAAUUGAUACAGCUAGGUGCUGUUGGGUGCAACCUCGAAGAUCUCGACAACAGAACCGGUCAACUCCGUCCUCUCCCGGAUGCCAUUCGACGGAUCAAACAAGCACUCCAAACUGCAACGGAACUCGGUGUGCCUGACUUCGUGAUAAACGCACGAACCGACGUCCUCGAUAUUGGUGUAAAUGGCCAGAGAGGAACAAUCGAAGAUGCGAUCGAGAGAGGAAAAGCAUUUCUGCAUGCCGGCGCGACCACCGUCUUUGUAUGGGGUGGAGCAGGAGGACGAGGGGUGUCGAAGGAAGAAGUAAAGCAGCUGGUCGUAGCACUUGAAGGAAAGCUGAACGUCAAGAUGGUUCUGAAACAUGGAUUCCUGACGGUUCCAGAGUUGAGAGAAAUCGGAGUGGCCAGAAUCAGCGUUGGGCCUGAAUUGUAUCGAGCUGCGAUGCGCUCGUUUAAAGAGACAGCAGAUGCAGUCUUGGAUGGAUGUAUUUAA